CCAGCUGUUGAUUUAUUUACUGACACAAACAUAAUGUGGAUCAGAUGCAUAUGAAUUAUUACUGUUAUUGAAAUAAUAAGAUAAAACAUUAAUAUAACGGUUGUAGACAUUUUUACUGUAACACAACCACGGUGUGCUAACGACAGCGCGGAACACUCGCAACACGCCUGUGGCAACAGCCCGGACGCAGUUUAGUGUUGCACCACAUUUGUUUUGUUUACGGAUGCCGGGAAGCUAACUUGAGUUAGCCACUAACUUAUAGCCACGGGGUGUUUUUAAAAACAAGCAGCUGAUCGAUUGAGAUUAAAACAGAAUGAAACCUGCGGUGGACGAGAUGUUUCCCGAGGGAGCGGGUCCCUACGUGGACCUGGACGAGGCAGGAGGCAGCAGCGGUCUGCUAAUGGACCUGGCAGCCAAUGAAAAAGCAGUUCACUCGGAUUUCUUUAAUGAUUUUGAAGAUCUUUUCGACGACGAUGACCUGCAGUGACGACAACACCAGAACACCUGCGUGAUCGUGUAUAUAUCAAAAAAAGAUUUGUGUAGAAUUCUAAAUAGGAGCUUUCUCUUAUAUGUACAGCCCCCCCCCCCUCCUAUAUGUGAGUCACCAGCUUUCUGAAAUAAAGUCUUUUUGUUUUUACAAAAAAAAAAAAAGACGACAAGCUGUCAUGGUGAACCAGGUGUCUACGCUGAAUUCUAAGAAUCCCACACAUUCCGGCCGCCGAGAAAAUUAUGAGUAUGGUUUUGGCGUCGUCGUGUUCGAAUCUGCUCGGGACCUGGAUUGUAGGUUUGCUGGCUCUGAGAAACACCUGUUUGCAAACGUAAUUACAUACGAGAUAAAGUGUUAACAUGACCAGUAAAUGUUCAGCCGGGGCACGACGGGACCAAACAGGACAGGGCUGCGAAAAAUGUGGAAAUGCUUAGAAAAAAAGGGAGAAGAAAAUAAAGAAGAACUAUUGAAGUCAAAUAUCAUUGAUAGUGGAAAUGGAAAUGCUCAGAUUUUACUUAAUGUCUUUGCACUGUCCGUCAGAUGAAUCGUGCAGUUUUAGAUUUUGAAGCAGUCGGCAAGUGUCGGUGUAAAAGAGAAAAGAUCAAGAAAAUGAUAAAGCACAACGUGGAAAUGACACCAACACUCUGCUUCAUACAGAGCAUCAGUGAAGUGAACGACUCCAAAGCUGUAAAAGCUGUUUGUCCCAGAGGUGUCGGACGAGGUUGAGGUCAGACACUCACCAAACUGUGAAAACCAUUUCUCUAGUCGAGUUAAAAAAAAAGAAAAAUCCCAGACGUCUGU
Paralichthys olivaceus (Japanese flounder) is the source of this 1288-nucleotide messenger RNA. It is a transcript of the gene cops9, whose product is annotated as COP9 signalosome subunit 9. Gene Ontology annotation, biological process: negative regulation of protein neddylation. The record is from RefSeq and is a predicted model, not a curated record. Lineage: Eukaryota; Metazoa; Chordata; Actinopteri; Pleuronectiformes; Paralichthyidae.